AUGGGAGGCUCGGGUAGUACUCGGGCUAAUCUAGAAACAGGUGUCCAACUUGCCUGGACUGCCGGUUCAAAUGCCACCCGAUUCGGUAUUGGUUGCAAGUACCAGUUAGAUAACGACAGUGCAGUCCGCGCCAAGAUCAAUAACGCUUCCCAGCUUGGCCUUGGCUAUCAGCAAAAACUCCGCCAGGGUGUUACCAUUACCCUAUCGUCAAUGGUUGAUCUGAAAAACUUCAACCAAGGAGGUCACAAAAUUGGUAUGGCGCUGGAAUUGGAAGCCUAAUUCAAGAAACGUGUUUUAGCUUCUCUUGCGCAUUGUGCUAGUUUCUCAUGUAACUUUAAUCAUUGGCAAUUAUGGCAGAACCUUAGGAAAUAAAGAUCCGUUCCAGUAGUA
Daphnia carinata is the source of this 390-nucleotide messenger RNA. RefSeq names its product voltage-dependent anion-selective channel-like. Gene Ontology annotation, biological process: monoatomic anion transmembrane transport. The transcript has 3 exons. Lineage: Eukaryota; Metazoa; Arthropoda; Branchiopoda; Diplostraca; Daphniidae. Gene Ontology annotation, molecular function: voltage-gated monoatomic anion channel activity. Gene Ontology annotation, cellular component: mitochondrial outer membrane. The record is from RefSeq and is a predicted model, not a curated record. Bases 1 to 279 code for a protein of 92 amino acids.